Messenger RNA from Mytilus californianus (California mussel), 630 nucleotides. RefSeq lists its product as uncharacterized. The annotation marks the transcript as partial. Lineage: Eukaryota; Metazoa; Mollusca; Bivalvia; Mytilida; Mytilidae. The transcript has a single exon. The record is from RefSeq and is a predicted model, not a curated record.
AAGGAUGAAGUAAGAUGUAUAGAAGAACAGACCAGAGAACAAUCUCAAUGUGAAAAGUGGUUCAAGGAAAGGGAAAAAAGAAUAACAGCUUCAAACUUUCACAGAAUUGUCAAAAGAAAAGCUGCAAUUACUGACAAGUUCAUUCUUUCCAUAAUGAAGCCAAAGCCUUUCACUAGUAAAGCAACAUCCUAUGGAAGAAACAAUGAACUUAAAGCAAGAAACUUAUAUGUUCAAACUGCUGGCCAUCAUGUUCAUGAUUGUGGGUUUGUAGUUAACCCUAGGUACCCUUUUAUUGGUGCUACUCCAGAUGCCAAAAUAUGUGACAAUGGUGUAACUGGAAUUAUGGAGAUUAAAUGUCCAUUUAGCCAAAGAGAUAAUUUAAUAACUGAUGCAAUGCAGGGUGCAGACUUUUGUUUGGAGUUGUCUGAAAAUGGACCUAGAUUAAAAAGCAAUCAUGAUUAUUUUAUUCAGGUACAAGGUCAAUUACUUGUAACAGGUUCACAAUUUUGUGAUUUUGUAGUAUAUACAAAGAAGGACAUCCAUAUUGAAAGAAUUUAUCCAGACAAAGCUGUAAUGCAGGACAUUCUUAAUAAACUUGCAGACUUUUAUUUUGAUCAUGUACUUAUCUAA